This is a messenger RNA of Chelonoidis abingdonii (Abingdon island giant tortoise), 2088 nucleotides long. It is a transcript of the gene UBE2Z, whose product is annotated as ubiquitin conjugating enzyme E2 Z. NCBI's taxonomy places the organism in Eukaryota, Metazoa, Chordata, Testudines, Testudinidae. The record is from RefSeq and is a predicted model, not a curated record. Gene Ontology annotation, molecular function: cysteine-type endopeptidase inhibitor activity. Gene Ontology annotation, biological process: negative regulation of apoptotic process. Gene Ontology annotation, cellular component: nucleus.
GGCCGGGGCCGCGCUGCUCACGCACUCCGCCUUCUGGGACCCCACGGUGAGCGGCGACUGGGACAGCGAGAGGCCGAGCCCGGCCUGCCUGCUGCGGAUCAAACGGGAUAUCAUGUCCAUUUAUAAGGAACCACCCCCUGGAAUGUUUGUUGUGCCUGAUCCCCAUGAUAUGACUAAGAUUCAUGCAUUGAUCACAGGCCCAUUUGACACGCCUUAUGAAGGGGGUUUCUUCUUGUUCCUGUUUCGCUGUCCUCCAGAUUAUCCCAUCCAUCCACCAAGGGUCAAACUGAUGACAACAGGGAAUAACACAGUGAGGUUUAACCCCAACUUCUACCGCAAUGGGAAAGUCUGCCUGAGUAUUCUAGGCACUUGGACUGGUCCUGCUUGGAGCCCAGCACAGAGUAUCUCUUCAGUCCUCAUCUCCAUACAGUCUCUGAUGACUGAGAACCCCUAUCACAACGAACCUGGCUUUGAGCAGGAGAGGCACCCUGGGGAUAGUAAGAACUAUAAUGAGUGCAUUCGGCAUGAGACCAUCCGAGUAGCUGUGUGCGACAUGCUGGAAGGAAAGUGUCCCUGUCCUGAGCCUUUACGGGGUGUUAUGGAGAAAUCUUUCAUGGAAUACUUUGACUUCUACGAGGGUGCGUGCAAAGAGAGGCUUCACCUCCAAGGACAGACAAUGCAGGAUCCCUUUGGUGAGAAACGAGGCCACUUUGACUAUCAGUCCCUAUUAAUCCGUUUGCAAGGAAUUCGGCUGAAGGUGCAAGAGAAACACCAGCAGGAGAAUGUAGAAAUAGACUCUGACAGCAGCUCCUCGGAGACAGAGACGGACACUCAAGGGAGCUCCAAGGCUUAGAGGUCUCUCUAAGUGAGAAACCCAAUCCUGGGGAUGGUUCUGUCUUCGAACUCUAGAAUUACCCCUGACAGACUUGAGAACCAAGCCAAUCCCAGAGUGGCUAGAGCUGGAAGAGGUCUUCUGUCUCCUUUAAUGCUCUGGUGGAUACCGAACAAGAGGACUUCAUGGUAGACAAAGCCAAGCUUGUGACAGGCUACUCGAAAAGGUACUUCCUAUGCUAGAAAGCUGGAGCAUGUGGCAUCAGGUUAUUUUGGAAACACUUAUACCAGGUGGCUUUUUUUUUUCUUCAUUGGAUUAAAAUAAUGAGAUGUAGAAUGCAAGUCCGUUUUACAGCUUUUCUGUUCUUAAAUAGCCAGUGUGUGCCCUUCCCUCUGGCCAUGCUGAACUCCCAAGGACCAGAGCUGUAAGAGCACUUGGGUGGAGUCGGUAAUACUAAGGGGUCCACUUGCUGCUUGCCCGGGGUUAACUUCUGUCUGGGGAGAGGUGGGGCCCAGUGCUCUGCAUAAGCCCAUCUACCUACUGAUAUCUCUUCUAGACAGACCAAAGAUAAACAGGGUGAGUCUAGCUUUCUUUCUGAAAGCUUCAUCCAGUCCCUGGGUGGCUUUUGCUGGCUGAACUUUAGGUGGAAGUGGGGGGGAAGAAAUGGAUGCAAACUGUAAAAGCUUAUAAAUCAAGAGCAGAUGCUUUUACCUUGGAAACACUGGAGAGAGAAUCACUGGUUCUUUUAAAACAACCCCCACACACACACCAAGGCUUUUGUUUUUUUUAUGAUCUUGAUUGGAGCUGACAUGUUCUACUUUAGCUCUUCUAAAUGGAAGUGCUGUUUGCUUUCAGCCCCUGAAGUCAACUUUUUUUUUUUUCUUUUUCUGUUAAUAUUUUGAUCUAGGCCAAAUUUGAAUGCUAGGAUAAGGGACAUUUGUAAGCAGGAAGCUAACUUCUGAUGGAGUCCUACAGAGAAGGGGAGGAGCAAAUGUCAAUAGCAGCAGAACAUUCCCUUGCCAAACUUGGCCAGUGGUAAAACUAUUUCUUAGAAGGAUCAAACCUUUAACAGCAGAGUCUCCUUUUUGAGCAAUUCAUACCUCUUGGGCAGGUGUCGUCUGGCUGCACGUGCCAUUACAUCAAAGAUGUAUUUAAAGUAAGGGGCAUGGAGAUGAAACAUACUAAGGUCAAGCAGGCAGAUAAGCCUGAUUUGGUAACAAAAUAAAAUCACCAAACUGGGUGGUAAAAUGCUCUCC